CUCUCUGGCUUCACCGCCUCUACUCUCCUAUCCCGACUGACGUUGGACAACAAAGAUGGCGGCAGGAACCAGCAAUUACUGGGAAGACCUCAGGAAACAGGCUCGACAGCUGGAAAAUGAACUUGACCUGAAACUAGUUUCCUUCAGUAAACUGUGUACGAGUUACAGUCACAACAGUGCCCGAGAUGGAAGGCGCGACAGGUAUAGUUCUGACACAACCCCCCUUUUAAAUGGAUCAAGCCAAGACAGGAUGUUUGAAACAAUGGCGAUUGAGAUUGAACAGCUUUUGGCAAGGCUUACAGGAAUAAAUGAUAAAAUGGCAGAGUAUACCAACAGUGCAGGUGUCCCCUCCUUGAACGCGGCUCUGAUGCACACACUACAGCGACAUAGAGACAUACUGCAGGAUUAUACACAUGAAUUCCAUAAAACCAAAGCAAACUUUACAGCAAUACGGGAAAGGGAGAAUCUCAUGGGAUCAGUACGAAAGGAUAUUGAAUCAUAUAAAGGUGGGUCUGGAGUAAACAACAGAAGAACUGAACUAUUUUUGAAGGAACACGAGCACCUUCGAAACUCAGAUCGUCUGAUAGAAGAGACAAUAAGCAUUGCUAUGGCAACAAAAGAAAAUAUGACUUCACAGAGAGGAAUGUUGAAGUCGAUUCAGAGCAAAAUGAACACUUUGGCCAAUCGCUUUCCUGCUGUGAACAGCCUGAUCCAGCGAAUCAACCUUAGGAAGAGGCGAGACUCCCUCAUCCUGGGCGGCAUUGUUGGGGUCUGUACCAUCCUGUUGCUGCUGUACGCUUUCCAUUGACAGGACCUCUCCGGGACUCUGGACAGCCACCACUUUCGGGCCCUGGUCUGGAAUGCGGAAAAGUAGGAAGGAGACAUGGACUGUCCUGAUAAUUAGCCAGGCCGGCAGGGUCAUUCAGGACGGAUGCUGCUGGAUCUGGGACAGGGUCAGGUUGAGCAGAAGCCACAGUUUUCCUGUGCUGUUUUUUCUAACACAUACUUCCUUCUGUUUUUAGUUUUAAAAAAAAGAAAAAUAAGAAAUAGCUUUGUGUUGCUUUUGUCUCCCCCGGAGGUAAGUAAACCAGUCGGAAAGAGGGCGUCUGUGCUUCGGUGACGGUGUUGAGGCUGAUGACAAGCCAGGUCUUAGAGCCGACCGACUCCUCAGAAAACCAGGCCCCUCUCUAUCCAAAGACGGCUUUCCUUUUAGCUGCCACAUUGGGUUGUGAAUACAAACAGUUCUUGUCCUUUUAUUUAAUAGUCAUGAUGAAAAAUCACAAGUCAUUUCUUGAUAAAUUUCUACUCUGUGUCAACUCUUUUGGUAUUCACGGAAAAUUCCAUUUUCACAGAUUCUUUGAGACGCUGACAGGCCAACUCUAAGAGAGGUGAGGUGGUCUCAAAUAAGAAACACUGCAAAAACGCAUUGUUCUUUCUUGUUUUUAAUCAUGUGCACACUGGGCUUAACUAUUGCUGGAAAAGUAUCAGGAAUGACGGGCUUUUUUUUAAGGAGUCAAUUAUUGUUUAUUUCUUCAGUUGGGCUAAUUUUCGCUACUAGGAGAAAAUGAAAUCUUAGUUCUACCAGGACAGAAGAAACUGCCAGCCAGCGUCUGUCGGUGCCCCGGCCACCCCUCAUGGAGUCGGAGUCACACCGACGGCUGAGUGAGGGGGCUGCGCGGUCCUCAGUGAGGUCUCGUGGUGAACAGGCCACCAGUAAAGAGACUUCGAUUGAGGGCUCGCAGUUGGAGAAUUUCAUUUGUAAAUGCCUGCCACUUAUGAGCAGGUGUUUUAAAAAUUACCACCUGAUGUAACAGGAAUUCUGUGUUCUGUGAGAAUCUCUUCAUUCCAAGUGUGUUCAGCUUUUCCGAACAUCCAGAGAAUGGUUUUGCUGUUGAAGACGCGCGUGACAGAAUCUGUCUGUAUCUGCCCCAUCUUCUGUUGUCAUCCCUGGGCAGUGACAGAACUUGAAACCACCCAACAAGUCCUUUUCAAGUUUAACCAUUUCUCAGCCUCCGUGCGUUCAUUACUUGUCUAACCAAACCACCACAGAGGGUUCGGAGGCUUCCAGCACCUGCACUCCUCACCCAGAAGGGAGGCUGCUUUUCACCAUUGGAUCUGGUGUAGCAUUUACAGCACUGGCUUCAGACUGUGCCACCGGGAGUAACAGGGUGUUACCAUGUGGUUCGUGACUACGUUUUAGCGCGUCAGCAGACGCCGAUGGACAGGCCGGUGGGCAGACUACCCGCGGUCUGAUGCAGAGGCCGAGACGUUUUUCAUUCUGGGGUCAAAGUUUUAUUAUGUUCUGGGUAUAAAAGGAAUUUGAUAUUUUUUUGAACUAUGGGUUUUAUUUUUCUAAAUAUGGGUUGAUUGAUCAGUAGUUGAUUGGGGCUGCCCUUAAAAGAGAGUUUAAGUUUUCCCAGUGUGAGCCCUCAAGGGUGGGGAAGUCCGUAUGUUCAGUUCUCUGUCGGGAGGACAGAGCUUUUCUGCCCGCCACUUCAUCAUCUUUGAUUUUUCAAAGGGCCUUGCUUGGUGGUUGUACCUCAGCCAGCACUUUGGUCGCUAUAUAGUUGGCAUUUAUAAAAUCUGAAGUACCAUAAAUAAAAUUAUUUAUUUAAUUAUA
Artibeus jamaicensis (Jamaican fruit-eating bat) is the source of this 2620-nucleotide messenger RNA. RefSeq names its product golgi SNAP receptor complex member 1 (gene GOSR1). Gene Ontology annotation, biological process: vesicle fusion; endoplasmic reticulum to Golgi vesicle-mediated transport. Gene Ontology annotation, molecular function: SNAP receptor activity. The record is from RefSeq and is a predicted model, not a curated record. Lineage: Eukaryota; Metazoa; Chordata; Mammalia; Chiroptera; Phyllostomidae. Bases 56 to 808 code for a protein of 250 amino acids. Gene Ontology annotation, cellular component: Golgi membrane; cis-Golgi network; SNARE complex. The transcript is spliced from 9 exons.